This is a messenger RNA of Gavialis gangeticus (Gharial), 1509 nucleotides long. RefSeq names its product methionine sulfoxide reductase B3 (gene MSRB3). The transcript has 6 exons. Gene Ontology annotation, cellular component: cytoplasm. Gene Ontology annotation, biological process: response to oxidative stress; protein repair. Gene Ontology annotation, molecular function: peptide-methionine (R)-S-oxide reductase activity. Lineage: Eukaryota; Metazoa; Chordata; Crocodylia; Gavialidae. Bases 428 to 1018 code for a protein of 196 amino acids. The record is from RefSeq and is a predicted model, not a curated record.
GGGAGACUCUGCUGCUAUGUCAAGUAAUCGUUCCAUGUAACAGGUAAAAGUGGUUUAUUGAAGUGUAGAUUUGAGGAGUGAGGGCAAACUUUUAGUCUGUCUAGCUGUCUGAAGCUGUAACACUUUCAGACCCCAGUCUCUAACCUUAACCAUGUUGCUAAUCUUUGCCUUUUUUAAUUCCCCCCUCCCUUCAAGAUGUUUUUGCGGCACUAACCACUAGAUGGUGCUCUUCUAUUUAGGUAAAGUGAAACUAGUAUUAACUAUAAAUCACCUAGAAAGAGCAUGUUGGAGGCCUCUGGUCUAGGGGCACCCAGCUUUUUAAUUGUAGAAUACAUCUUUGUUCUUUGCCUGACCUGCAGAGUGACAUCACUGCCUUUCUUCCUGUUGCACUGUAGCUGCCUGACUCACAGGCUUUGACACAAGCCAGAUGGCUGCGAUUGGUAGGCGCACAGGCUGCCUGGUACUGCAGUUGAUGAAACAGAAUAGGAAGACGUUUUAUGAUCAGCUGCGGGAGCACAAUAAGACUGCAGCUUUGCUAGGGUCAUGUAGGGAUAAAAAGGACUGUAAGGUGGUCUUUUCCCAGCAGGACCUGAGGAAGCGUCUGACACCCUUGCAGUACCAUGUCACUCAGGAGAAAGGGACUGAAAGUGCCUUUGAAGGAGAAUAUACACAUCAUAAAGCUCACGGGAUAUACAAGUGUGUUGUCUGUGGAACUCCAUUAUUCAAGUCAGACACAAAGUUUGAUUCCAGUUCAGGUUGGCCUUCAUUCUUUGAUGUGAUCAGUCCUGAUGCAAUUACUUUCACCGAUGACUUCUCCUAUGGGAUGCACAGGGUUGAAACAUCCUGUAGUCAGUGCGGUGCUCAUCUGGGGCAUAUCUUUGAUGAUGGGCCUCGACCAACUGGCAAAAGAUAUUGCAUAAACUCUGCUUCAUUGUCAUUCGAGCCUGUGGACAAGAACAAUGCUGGAGAAGGCAGCAGUAGCACCAGUCCUGCUCAGACAGACAAAAGUGAGCUGUAGGACAAAGGGCAAUCUGUAGAAAACUGUUCUUAUCCCACAUGGCUUAUGAAGAAUGUUUUUCCUGAAUUGCCUGCUAUCUUAUAUCAUAAUAAUUUUUAAAUGUGUUAUACUGGUCUGCACUAUCUAUUUUUUUCUUUCUUUGUUGAAACAGGCCUUGCCUACCAAAUCUGCUUUACUGUAUAAUGGAUCUAAAUAUUUGUUGACUGCCUUGGUUUUUGGGGGGUGGGGGAGGGGACACGGGUGGAUUGCUUUGGGGAAUCCUUAAAAUAAGAGGCUUUGACAUCAUUUGUUCUUAGUUUCUUCUUGUUGCUUUGUUAUUAUAGAUCUGAACUAUUUUCCCUUUUGUUAGGGAGAAGGGAAUUGUGGUUAUCUUCAGUCAAUAGAAAACUCUUGAGCAUAAUAAAGGGUGUCUGUAUAUGUGCAAAGACUCUGCUUCAACAUGCUGUAAUUACGUGUUGGAGCAGACUUAAUUAAUCAGGUCUGCUGGAGCA